UCAGUUUUGCCAAUGAGAGAAGCUUGUUGGUUCUGUAUAUCGUGCGUUCAGAAAUACACACGCAUGGUUACGGCAACAUAAAGAUUAUCAUGUGUUCGGUGUCGUAUAGGACGUAGUUGAGUAGUUGCCGAGACUGCAGUCAAUAACACCACAGACGCAGAUAUUUAAUGUUCCCUCUUAUAUUUGUCGUAAUGGCACGAUAUAACUUGUCCUGAAACUUUGAAACGUUGUUGAAAACAAAAUCAUCCAAAGUUGGGCAAAGCGAGGCCGAUUUAUUCUCGUUCUGUCUUUAGAAUAUGCAGUUUGCUCAAAGAAAAGUGAAGUAGCCUAUCCAAGCAGUUAUGCAGUCUCCAGCUGAUCAUGAGUGCUGUCAGGUCGUCUCUGUCGCGGGAGCAGGAGAGGCAGCUGAGCUCGCUGUUCGGCCAGGUGAAGCUGAGCCUCCUCUACAAAGCCAGCGUGCACGGCUACACCGCCGCUGCCUUCCACGGCAGGUGUGACCUGCAGGGCCCCACCGUGGUGGUGGCCUACAACCACGCAGGCUUUGUCUACGGCGCCUACACCAGCAGGGACUACGCCCAGAGCGGGCAGUACGUCGCGGACGAGCGCGCCUUCCUGUUCAGCUUCGGCGGCGAGCGGGCGGGGCAGAGCCCCCUGCGCUACACGCCCAAGCUCCCUGAGCAGGCCUUCCAGGACGGGAACACCGGCCCCAACUUCGGAGCGCUGCUCUUCCUGAAGGACAACACGGCCGCCGUCGCCUGCACUCCCGGGGUGCUGUACAACUUCGCCCCGGCAGACGUGCACGGCGACGACCCGGCGCUGGAGGAAUGCGAGGUGUACAGGGUGGAGGAUCUCGGAGGCCUCCUGGAGAAACCUUGGAGAAAUGUCCUCUGGAAUUCUGGGAAGAGGAAGGAGUUGCUGGACUUUGUGAAGAACUACAGGCCCAUGAUGAAGGGGGUUCAGCAGGCCCGGAUCCUGCUCGUUGGGCCGGUCGGGGUUGGGAAGUCUAGCUUCUUCAACUCCAUCAAUUCCAUCUUCCGGGGUCAUGUGACCAGCCAGGCCAUUGCAGGCAGUGCUGUCAAAAGUCUGACUUCCCAGUUCCGCAGCUACCGUGUGAAGGCUGGGAGGGAGGGCAAGCCCCUCCCCUUUGUGGUGUGUGACACCAUGGGAUUGGAGGCCGCCGCGGGGGAGGGGCUUCACUUGGAUGACAUCACAAGCAUCCUGCGAGGCCAUGUUGUGGACAGGUACCAGUUCAACCCGAGAGUGCCCCUGCUGCCAGACUCCCUGGGGUACCGUAAGAACCCCUCGCUCUGUGACAUGAUCCACUGUGUGGUCUACGUGCUGGACAGCACCAAGCUGAACCAAAUGACACCCAAACUGUGGGAGAAACUGACUGACAUCCGCAGCAAGGUCAACCUGCUGGGUGUUCCCCAGCUGGUGCUCAUGACCAAGGUGGACGAGGCGUGUCAUCACGUGGGCGUGGACCUGAAGCAGGUGUACAGCAGCCACUUCAUCGACAGGAAGGUGCAGGAGUUGGGGGUCUUCCUGGGGAUACCCAUAUCCUGCAUCAUCCCGGUGAAAAACUACAGCCAGGAGCUGGAGUUGGACCCCUCCACCGACCUCCUGCUGCUCAGUGCGGUCCAGCAGAUGCUCCGCUUCGCUGACAACUACUUCGACGACAUUUACCUGGGGGCGGACGAGCACUGCAGCGAAUAGCCCCCCCUCUACACACCAGGGGGAGGGGGAGCAGUGCGGAGAAUAGCCCCCCCUCUACACACCAGGGGGAGGGGGAGCAGUGCGGAGAAUAGCCCCCCCUCUACACACCAGGGGGAGGGAGGAGCAGUGCGGAGAAUAGCCCCCCCUCUACACACCAGGGGGAGGAUGAGCAGCGCAGAGAAUAGCUCCCCUCUGUACAGUACUCUGUAGGUCAUUGACUGCUAUGACCCCCAAAGUGAAAGAUUUAUGUUAUUGUUAUUGUAGAAAUAUAACAGGAAGUUAUCAUUUAACCCCAAAAUGGCUACUCCGCACAGUUAACCUGCACUCUACACAUUAAAGUGCUUGUCCUGCUUUGCUUAAACCAGUGUCCAAUACGCUGUAUAUUUACCGUAAAAAAUGUUGGCACAGAUUUCUCAGAUGCUUGCUAAAUGCUGUCAGCUGCUCCGUAAGUGUGCCCUCAUUUUAUACAGAGGUCAAAUAAAUAAACAUCACACUCCACAA
Messenger RNA from Conger conger (European conger), 2214 nucleotides. RefSeq names its product interferon-induced protein 44-like. The transcript is spliced from 8 exons. The record is from RefSeq and is a predicted model, not a curated record. Bases 361 to 1713 code for a protein of 450 amino acids. Lineage: Eukaryota; Metazoa; Chordata; Actinopteri; Anguilliformes; Congridae.